Diachasmimorpha longicaudata is the source of this 2243-nucleotide messenger RNA. RefSeq names its product Sac1 phosphatase (gene Sac1). Gene Ontology annotation, biological process: phosphatidylinositol dephosphorylation. The record is from RefSeq and is a predicted model, not a curated record. The transcript has 5 exons. Gene Ontology annotation, molecular function: phosphatidylinositol-4-phosphate phosphatase activity. The coding region runs from base 335 to 2086 and encodes 583 amino acids. NCBI's taxonomy places the organism in Eukaryota, Metazoa, Arthropoda, Insecta, Hymenoptera, Braconidae. Gene Ontology annotation, cellular component: endoplasmic reticulum.
GUGCUAUUUUCCCAUCAGUUGGAAGAGUGCUUCUUCCAGACAAGCACGUUUUGUUGAUGAGGACGGUCGGCAUGACAAAUUAUCUUUUUUUGUAUCAAUGUGGUCAUCAAAAAUAGUGAUAACAAGUGAUUAAAAAAUAUUACGACGAAGUUGUACAACAUCCCGGGAAUCAUUUAUUUAUUCACGUGUCUUAGGGUCAAUUUUAACCUAGUGGUAUUGCGUUUUUAAAUGUUAAUCGUAGGGAUCAAUUUUAGACGUUAUUAAUUAAUGCAAUAUAGGUGACAUUUUUAAUUUCUCGAUUGAUUUUCUGGUCAAUUAAAAUCAACAUUCCACAAUGGCUGGGAAUACGGAUGUGUACGAUGAUUUGUAUCUGUAUACAACAAACGAAAAAUUUUACGUCGAAGCAGUUGGUACAAAAGUGUUACUGAUCGUUGACAGAUUGAAUCAACAUAUCUUUACUCAAGUUGGGACAGCGAGUCAAAUUCCUCAAACAGCGAGCAGACGUAAGAUAUGGGGUGUAGUUGGAACAAUUCGCCUGCUAGCCUGUAGAUACUUCAUAGUCAUCACUGAUGCUGAACAAAUUGGGACUAUCGCCGGCCAGCAGGUCUUCAAAGCGAUCACAACCGAAGUUAUACCCUAUUCCCGAUCAGAUUUGCAUUUGAGUGAAAAACAAAUCCAGAAUAAUACAACGUACGUAGAGAUGAUCAAGACGGUGUUAAACACACCGUAUUUCUACUUCAGUUACACGUAUGAUCUCAGCCACUCAAUGCAGAGGCUGCACAAUACGCCACCGGAAUUUCUUCAGAUGCCGCUGCAUGAACGAGCAGACUCUCGCUUCAUCUGGAACGCUUACCUCCUAGAGGACUUAUCAUCCCGCUCGGAGCACUCGAAAUUCUGUUUGCCAAUAAUUCAUGGAUUCAUAUCCCUAAACACCGUUGUAGUAAAUGGUAUCUCUUUUAACUGGGGAAUAAUUUCCCGUCGUAGUGUUCACCGAGCAGGUACUCGGCUCUUCUCCCGAGGAAUAGAUACCAACGGUAACGUCUCUAACUACGUAGAAACAGAGCAAAUAAUUGAAGUGAAUGGAGAUCGAAGUUCCUUCGUCCAAAUCCGAGGUUCAAUUCCUCUGUUCUGGCAGCAGGCGCCUAAUCUAAAGUACAAACCAAAGCCCCAGUUGAGCUCGCACGAAAAUCACCAGGUUGCUGCUUCGAGACACUUCGAUACCCAAAUAUUUCACUAUGGAAAGCAAAUCCUCGUUAAUCUGAUAGACCAUCGUGGAGCUGAGGAUGUUUUGGAGAAAGCAUUCAGGGACAUUGUGGCGAGAAUAGCCAAUCAAAAUGUGAGGUACGAGGCUUUUGACUUUCAUGCUGAGUGCAGGCACAUGAGGUGGGACCGACUCAACAUCCUGAUGGACAGAUUAGCACAUGAUCAGGAGCAGAUGGGGUAUUUCCUGCUGUCCAGGGAUGGAGCUUUGCUCUCGGUCCAGGACGGUGUAUUCAGAACAAAUUGCGUUGACUGUCUCGACAGAACAAACGUUGUGCAAAGUAUGUUGGCUAAGAGGGCGUUGGUUGAUGCCCUGGGGAGGAUGGGGAUCCUGAGGAGGCUGGAGGACCAUCCCAGCUUGGAACAAUUGUUUAAACACGUCUGGGCAGACAACGCUGAUGUCAUUAGCACUCAGUAUUCAGGUACUGGAGCACUUAAAACUGAUUUUACCAGGACUGGGAAGAGGACGAAGAUUGGAGCACUGAGGGAUGGCAUCAACUCCAUGACUAGAUACUAUAAGAACAAUUUUGCUGAUGGAUAUCGUCAGGAUGCCAUUGACUUAUUCCUGGGAAGAUACAUCAUUCAAGACGGUGAAUGCAUGACUGUAAAAUGUCCAUUGGAGUUUGAAAGGAAUUGGCGUUACGCUACAUUCCCUUUGGUUCUGCUGCUAGCAUCUUCAAUGCUCAUUGCUCACAUCAUACUGCCAUCCAGCUACACCACAGAUGUUCUCCUGUACAUGCUUUUCUGGGGUGCCAUGGUGGCAGGUACAUUCGCGACAAUUAUCCAUCAUGGUAAACAAUAUGUGGAUAAGCCAAAACUGUUAUAGUCAUUGAUGCUUUCUCUAUCUUGAUUAUUAUUGUGACGAAGAUUCCAUUAAUUACAAUGAGUUCGUUGGAACGGUAUUCGGAGGGUAUAUAUGUAUGGGUUUGUCGUCUUUGACAAACUAUGUAGAAUAAAUAAAGUGUAUUUAAAUUUAGUAAGAA